Molecule: messenger RNA, 363 nt
Organism: Cooperia oncophora
Lineage: Eukaryota; Metazoa; Nematoda; Chromadorea; Rhabditida; Trichostrongylidae
Source: the annotation of a GenBank genome assembly
AUGCUUGGACGGCCACCUUUCCAAGCCAGUGAUCCUAUGAAGACUUACACUCUCAUCCUGAAAGGAGUGGACGCCCUUGAAAUUCCGAAUCGCCGAAUUGGAAAGACUGCAACUGCACUGGUGAAGAAGCUGUGCCGUGACAAUCCUGGAGAACGCCUUGGAUCUGGAUCAGGUGGCGUGAAUGAUAUCCGCAAACAUCGGUGGUUCAUGGGCUUCGACUGGGAGGGUCUGCGAUCCCGUGUUCUGAAGGCGCCUAUUCUUCCAAAGGUGUCAAAUCCAGCUGACGUCACUAACUUUGACAAUUAUCCCCCUGAUCAGGACGUACCACCGGACGAGUUUUCCGGUUGGGACGAAGGUUUCUGA